AUGCAAAACACUCCAGCAGCCUCCUUUUGUUCUCUUGAUGCAGAUUUGCGCAUCCCAAGCAAUGCCAACGACGAAGCGCUUGACAGGUUUUUCUCGUCGUUUCUUCCCCAAACAGCAGCAUUGACUUCGUCUCUUGCACUUAGCAGCACUGCUGCUCCGACCAACAGCGAUCUGGUAGCUAUCCUUGAUGAGGCUUUGGAAAUCACCCAAAGUACAUUGGACGAAAUGAAUACUCACUUUCGACUCGAUCAACAAGACGCUGUUCCAAGCCAGUAA
Molecule: messenger RNA, 276 nt
Organism: Cylindrotheca closterium
Lineage: Eukaryota; Bacillariophyta; Bacillariophyceae; Bacillariales; Bacillariaceae
Source: the annotation of a GenBank genome assembly